Messenger RNA from Stegodyphus dumicola, 759 nucleotides. RefSeq lists its product as uncharacterized. The record is from RefSeq and is a predicted model, not a curated record. Lineage: Eukaryota; Metazoa; Arthropoda; Arachnida; Araneae; Eresidae.
AUGUCCGCUAUACAGGCAGGAGAUUCUUCGCCUCAGCAACACUCAGAAGUGACAGGCUCAAUGAACAUACCUGUUACUCAGAGCAUCUCGGGUCUGACUUGUGCACAAGUAAAUUUACAGAGAUCAAGGGCAGCUACUUUAAAUUUUAUUGAUUUUAUGAUUAGAAAUGAAAUACAGCUCGCUCUCUUACAAGAACCUUAUGUCAAAGAUGGCAAGAUCAUUGGAUUACCAAACUGUAGUAAGAUAUUCUUUUCUGGUUCUUUUAAAGCGUUGAUAAUAUAUAACGGCCCUCUAAAUCCAUUUUUUGUGGCGAGAACUUUAGAUGCAGUGACAAUUCGCUUGCAAUUUAUCAAUAGAAGUAUUAAUAUUACUAACGUUUAUUUUCCACCGACGGCCGAUUUAGAUAGCAAUUUAACCGAACUUUGUUCACAUAUUAUUCAUAAUGAUCAUUUGCUUAUUGCGGGUGAUUUUAAUGCUACGAGUCCUCUUUGGGGUGGAAAUCAAGAAGAUCAUAGGGCUGCUAAAGUUCUUGAUUUUAUCCACGAAAACAGACUGUGUGUUCUUAAUUCCUCCGAUUCAGAGCCAACAUUCUUGACUGUCAGAGCCAAGGGUUGGCCUGAUAUUACAUUAGCUUCAUCUCCUUUUGCAAUUUCUAUUACAAAUUGGAGGGUGUUGACAGAUAUUUCUGUUCCUAAUUGUACGAGAAUUGAUAUCAUGUUUGCAAUACAGGAAUAUGAAGCAGAAUUUGCAUUUAGCUGA